AUGCCUGAGAUUCCGCGGCCAACCCGUGGAGUCGACCCAAGGCUCGGGUUGGUGAGGAGAUGAGAGGGAGAGAGAUAGAGAGACAGAAAGGGGAACUCGCCUUGUAUUUUCUCCACAUGAAUAGGAGAGGAGGGAAUGUGACAGCUAGGACCAUGGCGAUGAAGAAAUACCAAGCAUGGAUCAGGGACGGCCUGGGAAACUGAAGGCAGCACCGCAGGACGAACACCAGCAAGAGAGAGACACCGGCGACCGACCUUGCCCAUUUUCUUAGCCAGGAGAUGAUCUCCAUAUUCAUAGUCUUAUUCAACAGCUUUGGGUUUCUUUCAGGAGGGACGACGGAGAGUCCGAUGAGGACGAUGCCGGUGCAGAACAUGAGGAUGAUGGAGGCGGCGUGGAGCUCGAAGAGCAACAUAUUACUAACCGGCUCCGGCGGCUGAGACACGAGCAUAGCAAAUGCCCCCGGAAUCAGGAGACCAACCAACACCUGAUAAGACCUCUGGGCUUCCUCUCCGCCUCCUCCUCCUCGGGUCUUAAUCGACAGCUUCUCUGCCGCCGGUGGGGUGUCUCCGACCAGAGUCUCUUCUAUUCCCCUUCUAGGUGGUUGGUUUCGGAGAUAGAAGUCUCGGUCUCCCGGUCUGAUUUCAGUGGAAACCGAGAGACAGAAACCACUAAUGACUCAAUCCGUUUGCAUGAUUCAUGGAAACAGUGUCGUCGUGAGAGACUUGGAACUUACGGAAACAGAAUUUCCUGUAUGAACGCCUCCUCAGCGGCCCCUCGUCUCCGAACCCGUUGAUAAGUCUUCAUUAUCAUGAGUUAAUAAUUAGUAAAUAAUAUAGUUUUAGCCUUAACUCAUGAUAAAUAGACUUAUAUUUGUGUUAAAGCAUGAAAAGUGGUUUUCAGUUGAUUAACGUGAAUUUUUGGGUAAUUAUGUGAUUUUAUACGAUUUUUACAGUCUUAGUUUUGAGAUAAAUGAAGAACGAGAAAUAAAAAUAAAAAUAUUGCAAAAUGGGGGAACCCGCCGGCCAGCCGGGGCCCGCAAGCGGGUCGGAAGCGCAGUCGGGGAGUAGUCGCGAGCAGGGGCUCGAGCGGCUUGCUUGGAUCGAUAGGGGCACGUGUGCGCCACUCCCCUUCCACGUCACCGGUGGUCAGCCGGCUGUGGGGCAAGGAGUGGUCGUACACGCCAGAGGACUUUUCCUAAAAAGCUAACUUUACUAUAUAUUCGCCCGAAUAAUCCGCGCACAAACGAUGUGGGACUAAAUCCCUUGUUCAGGGGCGGGCGACCGCCGCGGGUUCGAAUCCUCCCAGAGUCAAAAUUCAUAUAUUUUUAACUGAUUAUCGCGACUUUCCUGCAGAUCGCCGGUGAAGGAUUAAGCAACCGGAAUCGCUGGAUCAUCGGCGAAAAUCUCGUCAACGCGAUUCGCGGAGCAUUGCUACUAAAAUUUCUGAACGAUUCGCGAUAAAAGGAUCGCAAUCCAUCGAGUAAAUCAUCUCCGAUUGAUCGGCGAACAAGCCGUCGUCGGGAAGAGGACGAUCCGCCGGGAGACCAGUCGCCACCUCCUGAGAGCGUACCAGAUGCGAUGAAGAGCCUCCUCUUGCUGCGCGGACCUGAGGAUGAAGCUCCCUAACACGCGCCUCACCUCCAUCCAGCCCCUCUCCGUCGGGUGACAGCCGCCGAAGAUCCGCAAAGUCGCCGUUUUUCCACUCCGCCGGGUGAUAGCCGCCGGAGACGAUUCGACGACCCACUUCAUUAGUCUCUAGACUUCGCGAGAAGAUCUAGAGAUUGCCCACGUCGUCUUUGUCCAAGGAGAGCCUUCGAGGCCGUGGACACUGCACGACGACCCUCCCGAACGCUCAGGAUUCCAGUGCAUCGCCGACGCGUCGCCGUCGCGACGCCGGAACUCUGUUUUCCUGCUUUAUCUAGAGAUUGCCCACGUCGUCUUUGUCCAAGGAGAGCCUUCAAGGCCAUGGACACUGCACGACGAUCCUCCCGAAUGCUCAGGAUUCCGGUGCAUCGCCGACGCAUCGCCGUCGCGACGCCGGAACUCUGUUUUCCUGCUUUCAAUUUAAUUUACGCUUCAUUUAGUGAUACUUUGUUGAUUUUUAUUUACCAAACUAUACUUCGUUCAACUACGAUUCUUCCGGCUUUUACAGCUCUUAAUUUGAUUAAUUGAGUCGUCUGUAAUCGCCUACGUAAGAAUCGCCGGGCGGAACUCUGUUUCCGCCUGAUUCGCGUUCGCCGGGCGCUGACGUCAUCCUGACGUCCGCACCCUUAUUUCCUCUUUUUUUUUGUGAAUUUUAAAUAUAUUUCCUUUUUAUUUCCUAGUAUAAAAUUCGUAAGAAAAUUGUACUCAUUGAGAAAAAUUCUGAAUAAUUACCAGAUAUUAUAUUACAUCCCUGUGAUCGACCUGGAAAAUUACCGCUAUUUUUGGAAUUUUUAUUGAAUUAUAAUUGAUAUAUUUAUUUAGAAAUACUUCUAAAUAUCCGAAAAUUCGUAUUUUCUAGUUUUAUAAAUUUUAUAUUUGCGUGAUUUAACAUACAACGACUGAGUCACGUCACCCGUCCCUGUCUCGGCGGUUGCUUAACAAUUCAUUUUUAAUUCUCGGCCGGCCGACCACUUGCCGACGUUCUCGGCUAUAAGCAAGCCGGCUUGCUUAGAAGUCUCUUCUAUUCCCCUUCUAGGUGGUUGGUUUCGGAGAUAGAAGUCUCGGUCUCCCGGUCUGAUUUCAGUGGAGACCGAGAGACAGAAACCACUAAUGACUCUGGUCGGAGACACCCCACCGGCGGCAGAGAAGCUGUCGAUCAACACCCAUGCCUCCAACGGGUUGAAAACCCAGAUUCCGCGAGGGUUGCAGAGAAUUAGUGAGAGUGGAUGGAUCACAGUCGGGAGUAUUCAAUUUGUAUGACGAUUGGGAUUGAAACAGGUAGAAAACAGAGGGAUUCUUAUCGAUGGACGUGCCCAAAAGAGGGAAGAACAAAGGGAGCUGCCGCCGCCUCAGUGUUUCUUCUCUUGGGUAUGGAUGCCGUCGAGGUGAGCUCCAAGGGUCCUCAUCAUCCAUUCUUAUACGUAGUCCUCAACCACGGGAUCCGCUUGCUCCUCUGCGGCGACCUACACAAAAUCAAACAGUCGUCCCGCGGCGGAGAUCAGAUGCCUGAGAUUCCGGGGCCAACCCGUGGAGUCGACCCAAGCCUCGGGUUGGUGAGGAGAUGAGAGGGAGAGAGAUAGAGAGAUAGAAAGGGGAACUCGCCUUGUAUUUUCUCCACAUGAAUAGGAGAGGAGGGAAUGUGACAGCUAGGACCAUGGCGAUGAAGAAAUACCAAGCAUGGAUCAGGGACGGCCUGGGAAACUGAAGGCAGCACCGCAGGACGAACACCAGCAAGAGAGAGACACCGGCAACCGACCUUGCCCAUUUUCUUAGCCAGGAGAUGAUCUCCAUAUUCAUAGUCUUAUUCAACAGCUUUGGGGUUCUUUCAGGAGGGACGACGGAGAGUCCGAUGAGGACGAUGCCGGUGCAGAACAUGAGGAUGAUGGAGGCGGCGUGGAGCUCGAAGAGCAACAUGUUACUAACCGGCUCCGGCGGCUGAGACACGAGCAUAGCAAAUGCCCCCGGAAUCAGGAGACCAACCAACACCUGAUAAGACCUCUGGGCUUCCUCUCCGCCUCCUCCUCCUCGGGUCUUAAUCGACAGCUUCUCUGCCGCCGGUGGGGUGUCUCCGACCAGAGUCAUUAGUGGUUUCUGUCUCUCGGUCUCCACUGAAAUCAGACCGGGAGACCGAGGCUUCUAUCUCCGAAACCAACCACCUAGAAGGGGAAUAGAAACCCAUCAAUCCGUUUGCAUGAUUCAUGGAAACAGUGUCGUCGUGAGAGACUUGGAACUUAUGGAAACAGAGUUUCCUGUAUGAACGCUAAAAAUUUGGGUCGAUGAAAUCAAAUGAAUGGUGGCGUGCGUAGGCACUCGUCUUGAAGGUGGGGCCGCUGAGGAGGCGGAAGUUUUGGCCGGAGACGAGGGUGUCGGAGGGGGGGAGGAGGGCAUCGAAGCUCAGCCAGAGGACUGACAGAGCCGUUUAGGGUGUCGUCGACUGAGAGGGGAGAUGGGGUCAAAGAAGACGUUCUUCCUUUCCCCCCUGCACUCCCUUCUAAUCACUACCCCCGGUCUCCGGCGGAGGAUGCCAUGGACGGAGCGAGGAAAAUAUGAAGAAGAGGGAAGGAGGACGGUGGUCUGGUCUGCGGAUGGGUUUCACCGAGGAGACUCUGUUGAUGGUGGUCGCCGCAGGAGAGAAGAGACAAGGGAAUAAGAGCAGAGAACGGCGGUGGUGGCGGGAGUGGCGGCGGCAACGGCAGCUACGGCGUCGACGGCGGCGGAUUGUUACAAGGGAUUUGAAGAUAGCUGUGGAUGGUAACAAUGGAGGGUUGGUGAAGGCUGGCGGCGGCGGCGCGUCGGAUCACAACUGGGGUUGGCGGACAGCGACGACGAUCACCGAUAAACUGCUGAACGAGGGAUUACUCGUCGCAAGUACGAGAAGAGAAGAUCCAUGCUUGAAUCAAAAGUUUGCCCCGUUUUGAUAGAUGCGUACCUGGGAGAACAGAAGCUCUUCUGAACACCCCAUGCCUACCCCGACUAACUUAUAGCCGAGAACGUCGGCAAGUGGUCGGCCGGCCGAGAAUUAAAAAUGAAUUGUUAAGCAACCGCCGAGACAGGGACGGGUGACGUGACUCAGUCGUUGUAUGUUAAAUCACGCAAAUAUAAAAUUUAUAAAACUAGAAAAUACGAAUUUUCGGAUAUUUAGAAGUAUUUCUAAAUAAAUAUAUCAAUUAUAAUUCAAUAAAAAUUCCAAAAAUAGCGGUAAUUUUCCAGGUCGAUCACAGGGAUGUAAUAUAAUAUCUGGUAAUUAUUCGGAAUUUUUCUCAAUGAGUACGAUUUUCUUACGAAUUUUAUACUAGGAAAUAAAAAGGAAAUAUAUUUAAAAUUCACGAAAAAAAAAGGAAAUAAGGGUGCGGACGUCAGGAUGACGUCAGCGCCCGGCGAACGCGAAUCAGGCGGAAACAGAGUUCCGCCCGGCGAUUCUUACGUAGGCGAUUACAGACGACUCAAUUAAUCAAAUUAAGAUCUGUAAAAGCCGGAAGAAUCGUAAUUGAACAAAGUAUAGUUUGGUAAAUAAAAAUCAACAAAGUAUCACUAAAUGAAGCGUAAAUUAAAUUGAAAGCAGGAAAACAGAGUUCCGGCGUCGCGACGGCGAUGCGUCGAUGAUGCACCGGAAUCCUGAGCAUUCGGGAGGAUCGUCGUGCAGUGUCCACGGCCUCGAAGGCUCUCCUUGGACAAAGACGACGUGGGCAAUCUCUAG
Messenger RNA from Spirodela intermedia, 5340 nucleotides. The record is from the annotation of a GenBank genome assembly. NCBI's taxonomy places the organism in Eukaryota, Viridiplantae, Streptophyta, Magnoliopsida, Alismatales, Araceae.